This is a messenger RNA of Aspergillus melleus, 451 nucleotides long. RefSeq lists its product as uncharacterized. The transcript is spliced from 3 exons. The record is from RefSeq and is a predicted model, not a curated record. NCBI's taxonomy places the organism in Eukaryota, Fungi, Ascomycota, Eurotiomycetes, Eurotiales, Aspergillaceae. The coding region runs from base 116 to 451 and encodes 111 amino acids.
AGUCACGGGAAUAUCCAACGCCAAGACUCCCCGUCAGACUAUCUUAUCUCCCGAUCUCAUUCAACCUUCAACCUUCCAGUCAUCGCAAACCCAUACCAUUCGCCCCGCUACCAUCAUGUCGUCAAAACCGCAAACAUACAUGUCCAACGGACAGGUCCUUGGAAGCCCCCCGUUUUCCGUCCGCCUCGCUCGCUUCUUCGAGAAUGUCUAUCUCUUUCUGGGUCUCUAUCUCGUGAGCCUCUUCUCGGUUGAUCCUUACACCGCUGCCCAAAAUUCCAAAUUCAAUAUCACUCGUUCCGGAAACAACCCGAACACUCGUUCGCGAUGGGGCGGAAGUAGCGGCUAUGGAGGAGGCGGAGGAGGUGGUGGUGGUGGCGGCGGAGGUGGCGGGCCUCGCAAGAUUGGUCGCGUAGAUGAUAUUCGAGGACCGGAGUGCAAGAGCUGUCAAUGA